Molecule: messenger RNA, 654 nt
Organism: Penicillium taxi
Lineage: Eukaryota; Fungi; Ascomycota; Eurotiomycetes; Eurotiales; Aspergillaceae
Product: Tim17/Tim22/Tim23/Pmp24 family protein
Exons: 6
Coding region: 1-654 (217 amino acids)
Cellular component (GO): peroxisomal membrane
Source: RefSeq, a predicted model, not a curated record
AUGGACACACUCCUCUCCCAACUAGAUGCUCUUGUCCUCAAGCCAGAACUUGCCCCGUUAUUAUCCCUCUUCAAGGGCGCGCGCAAUGGUAUCGUCUACGGGUCAAAAGUGCGGUUUCCGCAUGCGCUGGUGAUGAUAUUACUCUUCCGCUCUGGGACAUUACCAGAAAAGCUCAAGCUGGUCCUUAAAGCGACGCGCCUCCAUGCACGAAACCUCGCUACCUUUUCAGUGGUCUAUAAGCUCUCCAUGAUUGUUCUCCGAAACAUAAACCCCACGUCUGCCGGGAAGGAAAGCCGAUACGAUAGCUUUUUUGCGGGUUUGAUGGGCGGAUAUACGGUCUUCGGACGCCAGGAAGGAAGCAUCAGCAAGCAGAUCGUCAUCUACGUCUUCGCGCGAGUGAUGCUCUCACUCGCCAAACUCGCCAUCCAACCAGGCAUGAACCCUCUAUCCUCCCUAAUCGACGCCGAAACCCGCACACAAAUAAACAACAACGCAUGGCCCGUCUUCGCCAGCUUCACAUGGGCUUUCGUCAUGUACAUUUUCCGCUGGUAUCCCGAGACCCUAGUUUCCAGCCUACGCAGUAGCAUGGUAUACAUCUAUGCCGAUUCUGAUCAUUGGGACUCGUUCCGAACUCUGUUCAUCCACAACAAGUGA